Molecule: messenger RNA, 1278 nt
Organism: Podospora anserina S mat+
Lineage: Eukaryota; Fungi; Ascomycota; Sordariomycetes; Sordariales; Podosporaceae
Exons: 2
Molecular function (GO): hydrolase activity, acting on carbon-nitrogen (but not peptide) bonds
Source: RefSeq, a predicted model, not a curated record
CGGGUGGAUGUGCACUGUACUUGGGUUUCGCAGGCGGUUCUGGAUUUGAUUGAUAUAGACAAAUUGCCUGGGGAGGUUCCAGGGGGGGAGAUUGUGAGGGAGCCGGGGAUGGGCGUGUUUUGUGAUAAUGCUAUGGAUAUUGUUACUGGUUUGUGGCCCAAACCAAACGCCGCCCAGAAAAAGAAGUUUGUGGGCAGUGCGAUGAGGGAGUUGAACAAAGUUGGACUGGUGGGGAUGCAUGAUGCGGGUGUGCUGCCGAGGGAUAUUGAUCUCUAUGAGGAGAUGGUGAAGAAGGACAAAGAGGAGUGGACGGUGAGGGUGUAUGCCAUGGUUGAGUGCCCGGAGAGAAACACUUUCUGUCCAGAGGCGGCGAGGAAGGUGGAUUUGGAAGGGGGGUGGUUGAGGGUGGGGAGUGUGAAGCUUUUUGCUGAUGGUGCCCUCGGUUCCUGGGGCAGCGCCAUGAUCGACCCUUACUCGGACCGUCCUUCUACCUCUGGCUCUCUCCUCGUCAAUGCCAGCACCCUCCACUCCCUCGCCCUCUCCUGGGCAAAGGCCAAGUAUCAAGUCAACAUCCACGCCAUCGGUGACCUGGCCAACCGCCACGCCAUUGACUCCUUAGCCAAGGCCCUCGACGACCUCGAGGUCUGCCCUUACGGCAUCCCACCCAAGAUGUGCCAGCAGAUCAGCUGCCGUUUCCGCAUCGAGCACGCACAAAUCAUUCACCCAGACGAUCAAGCCCGGAUGAGAGAGCUGGGAAUCAUACCCAGCAUCCAGCCUACCCACGCUACUUCUGAUAUGGCCUAUGCGGAGGAACGGCUGGGUAAGGAAAGGAUCGCGAAGGAGGCGUACAGGAUGAGGUCCAUGUGGGAUGUUGGGCCGCCGGUGCUGGGGAGUGACUUCCCCGUGGAGCCGCCGAAUCCCUUUGAGGGAGUAUAUGCUGCCGUUACGAGGAAGAGUCCACAUACAGGCAUUGGACCGCCAGGGUGGGAAGGUGGGUGGUAUAAAGAGCAGGAAGGGUUGAGCGUGCGGCAGGCAUUUGACGGGUUUACCAGGGGCCCUGCCCACGCGGCGUUUUGGGAGAAGAAGGCCGGUGUGAUCAGGGAGGGGGGAUUCGCCGAUUGGGUGGUGAUGGACGAGGAUGUUUUGAAGAUAGGGGAGGAAGAAAUCAGGUUCUUGAAGGUGAGGGAGACCUGGGUUGCGGGAAAGAAGGUCUACUCCAGAGAUGGCGAGGAUGAGCCGGCGGUAGAGAAGCAAACUGGCGCGAAGGAGGAUUUGUAA